GAGAAAUUUUUAUAUUUUUGGACACAAACCCAAUCAAAAAUGCGACGUGGGAAUUGGAAUGAAACACUUAGAAAUCAAUUAUGGCAGUACUCUAUUUGAGUGGACAAUAAGUGAGGACUAUCCAAGAAACGUUUUUAGCGAAAAUUCGGACGAAUAAUAAAUGAAAUCGGCGUAAAUUAUAAGGUUAUCUGUACGUCAGCAUUUGCAACCCAUAUGGCAUCAGAUAAUAUUAAAGCGAACACUGAAGCAUCCAAAAAUUCGGGUACUAAAGUAAUUAAAAGCAGCAAUAAUGUGGUGACAACAAACGCGACAAAUACAGUGCAAAUGAAACGUGAAUUAACUUCAAAGCCCCGGUCCCAACUGAACGGCACCAACUUUAUAGCCACAAAAUUGUCAUCUUUAACUCCUGCCAGAGAUUUGACGUUAGGUGGUCGCGGUUCGACUACCGGUGCUAGAAAAGUAUUUUUGCCUAAUCUAAACGUCGUAAGGAAUAAAAAUGCCAAUGUUAAGACUUCAAAAGACACUACAGCGCGCGGACGGGGGCGCGGGAGAGGGUCGGAAAGAGGAUCUCUUGCGAAUCGCGGCGGUGGGUCUUUUAUCCAAACUACUGGCGUCUUUUCUGAAGGCGCAGGUGCAGCUUUUGUACGUAAAUCAGGCAAUGCGACUGGAUAUGCACGGGAUAACCAAGAAAGUGCUUCGACCCUACGCAAAGCUGCUUUUCCUAAAAAUGAGAGUAAAUUAGAUCUUAAGGCCACCAUGGCUAAAGACCAGGAUAUAUUAAAAGCACUUGACGACGACAACAAUGGAGGCAGUAGCGAAGAAGAGGACAAGACAGAUUUGGAUAAGUUCCCCAUAAAGCUUAACGAGAGUAAAUGGAAAUAUGUAAAAACCGAAAUUAAGCAGGAAAACGAUGAAAAUCUUAAUUUUGAUAACAAGCGAAAAGAAGAUUCAUUAAAUGUGGCUGCAAGAUUGCAAGCCUUGCAUGUGGCUCAACAAGCGCAAAAUACUCAAAGCCCUUUAUCUAGAUAUCCACAGAGUCUUGAGGAACUCUUGGCCACCUCGGAAACUCAAAUGUUUUUAAUGCAACUUCCUGAUACUUUGCCCCGUGUGGAUGAAGACAAUGACGUAACAGAACAUGAUACAGAGUCUGGCUCAUCCUCAACAGACAUUAAUAGCAAAACCUUCCAUAAGUCGCAUAUGUUCAAAAAGUUAGAGGAAGGCCAAGUGGGACGUCUGCUACGGUAUAAAUCAGGGAAAAUUAAACUGGUAUUAGGUGAGAGCUUUUUCGACUUAAAUAUGGGCAUGGAAACAGGUUUUCUACAAGAUCUUAUGUCCAUAAGCACCAAUAGAGAGGAACGUAGCGGCGACAUGAUCAAUUUAGGUCCAGUUCAGGUCAAACUAACGGCGACACCCGACUGGGAAUAUUUAUUAAAACCAGCGCCAACCGCCAAUAAACUAUAGCCUUAAGUAGUUCAUAUUGUGUAUUGAGUAUAUGUGUGUGAAAAGAACAG
Glossina fuscipes is the source of this 1511-nucleotide messenger RNA. It is a transcript of the gene RpIIIC53, whose product is annotated as DNA-directed RNA polymerase III subunit RPC4. The record is from RefSeq and is a predicted model, not a curated record. Gene Ontology annotation, biological process: transcription by RNA polymerase III. The transcript is spliced from 5 exons. Gene Ontology annotation, molecular function: DNA binding. The coding region runs from base 214 to 1461 and encodes 415 amino acids. NCBI's taxonomy places the organism in Eukaryota, Metazoa, Arthropoda, Insecta, Diptera, Glossinidae. Gene Ontology annotation, cellular component: RNA polymerase III complex.